Messenger RNA from Manis javanica (Malayan pangolin), 5021 nucleotides. Lineage: Eukaryota; Metazoa; Chordata; Mammalia; Pholidota; Manidae. The record is from RefSeq and is a predicted model, not a curated record.
GGCGGAAGCUCCGAGCCGCCCGCUGCGGCCGGCGGCGGGGACGCAGGCGGCGGGGGUCUCCAGGCAAAGAGCAUCAUUAGAAUUUUCUUUGAUAAAUGAGGAUAUUAGAAUGCCUUUGGAAGUUUUCACAAAUCACAAUAAGUUUGAGACAAUAUUAAGAUGGCAAUCAUGAACAUGAAAGAUUUUGUAGUUCUUCCAUGGGGAAAACCUGGAAAUUCUGUAAAGUUAAAAUAUAAAAAUGCUCGAGAACUGAGGAUGGAGAAAGUACAGUUAGAACUGGAGAAUCAAGAGAUGGAAAAGAAACUACAAGAAUUCCAAUCAAAAAGGAGCAACUCAAAGGAAGAAAGAGAGUCAAAUGGAUAUCACUGGAAAUCUGGACAAAUGGGCAAAUUGGGUAAUCGAUCACAGGUGAUGUCACAAAAUAAAGGAAAUGUUAUUAAGCUUUCUUCUGGGAAAGUGAAAUUAAAAUUACUGAAGGAGCAGCUUGAAGAGCCAGUGAAACAACCACUCAAUUUUAAAAUGGCAAAUUGUUCUGAACAUGGAAAACCCAAGAUAAAAGGGAAGGUUUGUGGGCAGUGUGAGAACAAAGCUGCUCUGCUAGUAUGCCUUGAAUGUGGAGAAGAUUACUGUUCAGGAUGCUUUGCCAAAAUUCACCAGAAGGGGGCACUAAAGCUCCAUAGAACAACUCUUUUGCAGACAAAACUUCAAAUAUCAUCCAAUGUGUUGGAUGUUGCCCAUCGGUUUAUAAAGGAAGUUACUCCGGAUGAACUCAAAGAGGAGAUUUAUUCUACAAAAGAAAUUAGUAAAAGUCAGCAUAAACCCAAAUCUCUUCUGCAGGGGCGUAGCUCUGAGGUAGAAGUUUCAACCACAAAAAAAGCAGAAUGUACCAAUCCAAGAGAUAGGCCCUUGUGUGAGGGGACAUUUGAUGAGGAAGCUUCUGCCCAGUCCUUUCAGGAAGUUUUAAGUCAAUGGAGAACCGGACAUAAUAAUGACAAUGAGAAACUGAAGUUACACGCAUCAAAACCAGACUCAUUGGAAGAAUGUGAAGUACAAACUAACCUGAAAAUUUGGAGAGAGCCACUUACAAUUGAAUUUAAGGAAGACAGUCUAUCCUAUAUGGAAAAAUUAUGGCUUAAAAAACACAGAAGAACUCCACAGGAACAACUUCAAAAUAUGCUACCAGAUACAUUCAUAUCUCAAUGUCAAACCACUUGUGAGGCACAUUGUUCUCAGAAUGAAAAUGAUGAAGAUAUUGAUGCUGAAGAGACUAAAGUAGAACACCCAGCUCUUUUUCUGCCAGUAGAAGAAUUAAACAUAGAAAGACCUGAGCCAUCUCUAACAAUAGUCGAACUGGAUGAUACUUUUGAAGAGGAAUUUGAAGAACCAGAUGUUGUGCCUUAUAAAGUUGAGUUAGCUAAUGUGGAUGCAGAUGAUCAACAAAGUUGCACAUUUCAUCAUUAUGAGAGUCCUUUUCUGUAUGAAAGUGACAUCUAUCAACAUCAAGUUUUCACCAAGGGAAAAAUAGACCUCUUACAUCUUCAUCUGAGCAACAGCUCUUCUGAUUUUAAAGAUAACUCUAGAGCAGGAACUUCAAAUACAAAAUCGGACAACAUUGUGGAUCCUGAUGUUUAUUUUCCAGCCAUUGAAAAAUUAGGGAAAAGCAGCUUUUCUGAAAGAAAUUUCAAAGAGAAAAAUAUAGGUAUGGAAAGUAAUCAGACGUGCAAUGAUUCCUACAUAACACUUGAGAACAAUGAUUCUUUGCCAAGUAUAGACUUAGAAAAACUUUCCCUUGAGGAGAACAUCUCUCAAGAUACCAAAGAAUCCUUGGGAUUUAAUGAUCUGCACGAAAGGGCAAACUUUGAAGAUUCUAAAACUAUAGAGUCACCACAGUUGCUACAAGAAAUAGCCCUCAGAAGUAAGCCUAUAACUGAACAAUAUCAAGGACUUGAAAGAUUCUUUGUUUUUGAUAACAAUGAAAGACUCAAGUUACUUCCUUCUCAUAGCUUAGAAUGCAGCUAUUCCAGUACUAGGAUUACAACUGCAGGAAACAGAGAAUGGAUCCCAGACCAUAGUGUAAGUACAAGUGCUGAUAAUGCAGUUGCCAUGGGUGCUGUGCAGAGUGCCCCGACUCCAUCAUCAAGUAGAACACAGCAGAAGAUAGGCCAGACAUCACAGAGACCUUCAACAGCAAAUUUACCACUUUCCAACACUGCUGAAAGAAGCCCCAGCUGCCUUACUUCCUCUCAUCCUCGAUCAAGAAGUGCUGUUGCUCGAUCAUUAUCUAGAGCUGCUUCUGAAAUUUCGGAAAUUGAAUAUAUUGAUACUACUGACUACAAUGAACCCUUCUUAGAUGGCACUGCUGAUCAACAAACAUUAGACAGUUUGGAAAAAGAAUUAAAUGUGCUGAAAAAUCUUGCAGAUCCUUCAGUAAAACUUUACAGCCUAAUCUCAGAAGAGUUGCCAGCAUUCAACAACCAUUCACUGAAUAUAAGUCAGACUACCCUAGAUCUCCUUAAGACCUCAUGUGUGAAGUGCCCUCAUGGAGUUGAAGAAUGGAGCUCUUCUGAAAAAGAUACUGAAAUUCAGUCUUUGCUGACACUUUCUGAAAGCAGCACAGAUGAGGAGGAAGAGGAUUUUCUUGACAGGCAAAAAGUCACCCGAUUACCAUGGUCAAAGAGUACCUGAUCACUCGUUCAUUACUUCUUCCAUUUUGUACCCACAAUAAAGCAAACAACCGAAAAAAUGUAACCAAAUGAUUAUCUGUCCAGCAAAUGAUUAUCUGCUGGAAAAUUUGAUUAUUAAUGUCUCUGAGAUUUCAAAGUCUGCAAAGUAAUAGAAGUUAGUGAAAUUUUAAGUUUAAGGGCUUUUUCUUCCAAAUGAUACAUUGUAUGUCAAACACUAAUCUGUAUCGCAAAUCAUAUUAGUAAAAUUUGGUGAAUAUUUAUAAAUAACAGUGAUAGCUGUGUCUCUAGAGCCUACCCUAGAAUAGAACAUGAUUAUAUUUAAAGUAAUUUUAAAUUGUUACAUUAUAUUUUAGAUAAUUACAUUGUCAGCAAGGGUAUACUUGCCAGCCAAGUUGUACUUGGCAGUAUCGUUCAUUGAACCUAGAAUCCAUUUUUUACCUUGAUAAUUACAGAUAUUUGGUUUUUGUUUUCUUAGUGUUUUUGACAUUUACAGAAGUUCUGGCAGCUUCAAUAGUUGUGCUAGAAAAGAAAAAGAGUACCCAAAAUAAAGUGUACAUGAAAUUUGUCAUUCUCUGUUCUAGUCAAACACAGAAAGACUCCUCCCCAUCCCCAGCCUCCCACUAAGCCUGCCUUUGGCUCAAACUACAGCAUCAGUUCUUCCCUGGGUCUCCCGUCUGCUGCCCUGCCCUGUAGAUUUUGUAUUUGCUGGCCACCACAGUUGGUUCUGUUGCUCUGAAGAGCCCUGACUAAUAACAAAUACAGUCAGUUUGAAAAACCAUUGUGAUAGCCAUGGAAAUAUUUUGCUAGUCUGGGGUAGUACUAGAUCCUGGUGUUGGUACAUGUUCAGUGUCUUAUGUGAUCUUAUAAUUUAAGGGCUUGAAAAGGCCAAAGACAUGGGGGAACACUCUUAUGGUUGCCACUCUGUCACAUUUUAUGACAGUUUUCCCUUAAGGAAUUUGUUGACCUCAAGAAAAUAUCCCUGCGGGUUGUUUACACCAUCACCACAGCAUAGCCAUAUCUCAGGGUUCAAACUUAUUUUUAUUCUGUGUGAUUGUAGGUAGUAACCCCUUAUAUGAGACUAAUGGCUGUUUAGUCUAGAUUUCUUUUACACAUUUUCCAUGGCAUCAAUAAGUUGUACUGGAAUUCACACACAUCAUCUACUGACAGGAUAGAAAAUUAUGAUGAAAGGACCUAUAGCAAUUUCUAGGUCUUUUAAUAUAAAAAUGCCCUUUAUUAAAAGUGACUAUCAUAAGUUAACAGUAGGCAAUAAGGAAAGCCAAUAAUACUAUUGGAAUAAAAUUUUUCAAAAGAAAUGUCUUAAGAGUGUAACCCCACAGUAAUUUUUACUGUUAGCACAUCUUCUAUCUUAACCCCAUAGAGACAACAGUGAGUCACUCUUGAAUCUUCAUCAUUUGUGUCAAAAGCCCUUCUAAAGUCGUGUCCUGAGGCUGCUAGCUUUAUAAAAUUUUAGUAUCUAUGGCAAAAAUUGGGAUUUCCUGUUCAUCUGGUAAGAUGGGAAAAGGUGUUAUUUUUCUUUUUCGCAUGUCUGUUCAGGUUUCAAGUCUUUUGACUCCCCCUACCUCCUUUGCUCUGAGACAGCAUCUUCCUUUACACUUCUGAUGAAGAAGCAAAUUGUUCCUCUGUGUGCAAUUUGUAAAACUCCAGUGUUUUUCACAGACAAAGUGGAAAGAGAUGUUGUCCUAUUCUUAUUAGGGAAGAAAAACCAUUCUAUUUCUUCUGUGUAUUCACUUACAGCUUGCGUCUCUUUAUGAUCUAGCUCAGAAAGAGACUUUAUAUGACGCCUUUACCUUUUACAAGAAUCUUGAAAUAAAAAUUAAUCUGGUAAUUCAUUGUUAUCAGUGCAUUUCUGGCCAGAAUUUGAGAUAAGGAGUAUACUAUUGACUUUGUCACUUGACUUCCAAUAUCACAUUGAAAUUAAACAUAAGGGUCCUCUGUGGCAAAGCAGAGUAGACCCCCUUCUGCCUUUAUUUGCUUCCCAUAACUACACAUUUAGAAAAGUUUAAUUCCUUUGCCAUUAGUCUAAUGAGGAAAUAAAAACUAAAGAUUAGAGCCUUUGCCUGAAGCAGCUUCAAUGUGUUCUCUCAUUUUGAAGCUCAAGUUUAAAAUCGCUGUAAAGGCAUGUACCUAGUUCUGAUUGUGCAGUUGAGUUACAGAUAUUCCAGAAGAAUCACAACCAUAUUCCAAAUACUAGAGUUAGUACCUCCAGCAACUAUUAGACAAAUGAUCACAUGAUUUUAUAUACAUAUUGGGAUUUAGUAGUUUAUAUUCAGACCUGCCUAUUAGUAUAAUAAUCAUAUGAAAUUCUGUAAUUUCACA